GUACGUCCACGUGCGAGGGACUGCUGUUCCUACGAUCACAGAACGCGCGCACUUGGACUUCAAUUAUUACUAUAGCAAGUUCAACUGUCUCUCAGUCAGUCAGUUAGCCGUUUACAUUUUUAAUCCAUAGUCCUAAUCAUAGCCAUUCAUUCCUACCGAGCAACAAGGCAUCGAUACGAUUGACUGGAUAGCGUUCGAGCGACAAGCUAUCUGCCACCGUUUGGAAUUAUUUUGUGACAGUCACUUUCGAUUUUGCGUGCAAGUACGUACGAAGUACGGUAUACUGAACGAGACCCGGUAUUUAUAACGUUUAAGUCAGAAAGUAAUUGGCUGAUGUCUUAAAUCCAUGCGACCUGUAACGCCGAGUUUAAUUAAUUAGCCGGAACACAAUUUACAAUGGUUAUUGAUAUUUUCAUCAAUGGAUGAGAAGGAGCAACGUGAAGAAGCACGGAGUCGCUGAGGGCGAGGGUGUCCUGAUACUGCUCCUCCUCAUAGUAUUGGCUCCUGUUAUCUGUUCAGCUGGAAUUCUCGAUCCUUGGCAAUGGGCAAGAAGUGACCGAAUCGAAGUCAAUAUACCCUGGUUACCUUUUGAAAAUGAAACGCGCUGUUACGAGGAGCUUGGAUGUCUCAACAUCACCAGAAACUGGUACCAUCUCAUCCACAGGCCAUUUAAUGUUUUCCCUCUUCCUCGUAAAAUCAUCAACACGAGAUUCAUCCUCUAUACCAAGGAAAAUCCCACUGAAGGCCAAGUCUUAAUAGUAGCUAAAGAUAAAUCCAUUAAACGAUCGAACUUCGAUCCCAAGAGAAAGACAAAGUUUAUUAUACACGGAUUUAUAGACACGCCACUCAGCAACUGGGUUAAGGAAAUGAGAAACGAGUUGCUGAAGCAUGAUGACUACAACGUGAUCAUCGUCGAUUGGGCUGGAGGUAGUCUUCCUCUUUAUACUCAAGCUACAGCUAAUACACGAUUGGUGGGUCUGGAGAUAGCUCAUCUCAUCACACAUCUUCAGAUGAACUAUGGUUUGGAUACCAGCGAUGUUCACCUCAUUGGACAUAGUCUUGGUGCACAUACAGCAGGAUACGCAGGUGAAAAACUUGAAGGAAAUAUAGGCAGGAUAACUGGGCUUGAUCCUGCAGAGCCAUACUUCCAGGGGAUGCCAAGUCACCUGCGUCUUGAUUAUACAGAUGCACAGUUAGUUGAUGUCAUCCAUACCGAUGGGAAGAGCAUCUUCUUCUUAGGAAUUCCAGGUUAUGGGAUGAGCCAGCCUUGCGGUCACUUAGACUUCUAUCCUAACAAUGGCAAGGAACAGCCUGGUUGUACUGAUCUCAGUGAGACCACUCCAUCGUUACCAUUGACCCUGAUACGUGAGGGUCUUGAAGAAGCGUCUAGAGUUCUCGUAGCAUGUAAUCAUGUGCGUGCUAUUAAACUCUUCAUCGAGAGCAUCAACUCAAAGUGUCAGUACAUUGCACAUGAAUGUGGGAGUUACAACAGCUUCCUCCGAGGAGAAUGUUUCUCUUGCAAGAGUAACAAUAGCCUGAGCUGUGGUGUUAUGGGUUACCAUGCUGAUACCAGUCCUGCUUUAAUCAGGAGACAAGCAAUGGGUCAGGAUGCAUCUGCAUUGUUGGGAUCUAGAUUUUUCUUUACUACUGGCAAAGAAGAUCCUUAUUGCAGAAUGCAUUAUAGGAUUACAAUUGAUCUAGCUCGUCCACCCACAGCAGAAAGCUGGGUACAGGGCUUUAUGAAAGUGACCUUACAUGCGGAUAACGGUGUAAUUCGUAACAUGGAUCUUACACCCAGUGGAUAUAUGAAGCUAGAACAUGGUACUACGGUCAGGAUGGUCGUAGCCAAUACAGCAGGAUCUGGUGGUGAAAUUGGUAAGAUCAGACGAGUAGAAUUAUCAUGGGCCUACGAUAUGGAUGUAUUGCAGCCUAGAUCUCUCUGCUUCUUCUGGUGUAACGAUAGACUGUACGUUAACAAUGUAGUCGUAGACAUGAUGGAAUUACCUGGCAGAGGGAAGAGAGAAGCGGAUUUUACCAGUAAACUUUGUUCAGCCAGUAGGCAGGAGUAUGCAGAAAUCGCCAGUGGAUCAACAGCCUCAUUCGUUGAUAACUGUUGAUAAAAAUCUUUAAAUAUCGUAUUAAUUUAUACGGUAUCAACACUAAUAAGGAAAGUUGAAAGUCUAGGAAGAAUCAAAGAGUUACCAGAAACAGUUGACCUUCUCACCUAGAGGGUCGCAGAUUCUGAUGGAUCCAGAUUGGCAGAUGAUGUUCCUCACAGCAAGGACGUGUUCAUGUGGUAUCAUCACCGUUACGUCAUCAAGAUUAUAGAUACGUAGAGACGGGGUAAACGAAUUUUCUUUAUCUUCUCUAUUUUCUAGAAUAUUAUCAAGACAGCCUGCGCAAAUGAUCAUCGAACCAAAGAAAUUUAUCUACUCCGUCAUUACGGCCUGACGAGAUUGAUCAAUCAUGUUCAUUCAACUUGAGCUACGUUCGUAUAAUUUAUAAGCAUAUAUUCUAAACCAGUAUUAAUGUGAUCGACCAUCCUGUAAAUCUUGUAAAUAGGGAAUAUAGAUAUAGCGUCUAAAGCAGAAUUCAGAAAUUAGUCUAAUGACAAUAAUCUGAUUUUCCAUACGCAAUAGAGAGACUAAGCUGAACAUACUUAUAUGCCGGAUUUCGUUAUUAACCAGAAACGGUUCUUUUCUUCUAUAAAUAUAAUGCGCCUUAUUUUUUAACUACGUAAGGACGAUUUUAUACGUAUGACGAUAUUCGUCAUCUAUUUUUGUUUUUCAUUAGUCCAAUUUUUUAUAUAUGAUACACACUGCUAGCCCUAAGCUCCAUUUAUAGCCCUCGGGGUUUAUAAAAUGUUAACCCUUGUGAUAUUUUACCUGUAAUUAUUAACAUACCGCACGAGUGAUAAGUGUCUCGGAUAUUUUUGGACACUCGGUAUAUCGAAUUUCCAUUCCAAGAAUUGAUCUUUGAUGGAAAUUCCGAGUCCGUUUUUCUUUUACUAUCUUCUUUCUUCCCUUUUCUAUCUUAUCGACAAGACACUGUACAAAUAAUUGCCGGUAUUUAUAUACAAUAAAAGGAAAGUGAUAUUAAAGGUA
This is a messenger RNA of Cephus cinctus (wheat stem sawfly), 3104 nucleotides long. Its product is annotated as pancreatic triacylglycerol lipase. Gene Ontology annotation, biological process: lipid metabolic process. Lineage: Eukaryota; Metazoa; Arthropoda; Insecta; Hymenoptera; Cephidae. The transcript is spliced from 11 exons. The record is from RefSeq and is a predicted model, not a curated record. Gene Ontology annotation, molecular function: triacylglycerol lipase activity. Bases 423 to 2117 code for a protein of 564 amino acids.